Molecule: messenger RNA, 4506 nt
Organism: Dicrocoelium dendriticum
Lineage: Eukaryota; Metazoa; Platyhelminthes; Trematoda; Plagiorchiida; Dicrocoeliidae
Source: the annotation of a GenBank genome assembly
ACUAGCCAAGGGACCUAAAGCCACUCGGAGUACUAUGAAGUGCACUGGUUGGACGUAACCAUGGAUUGUGGAGUGCGCUAUGACCAAUACUCAUCCGGAACAUCUUGACGGACGUGUAUCGCUCAGAUAUGCCCUUGUUGAGUAUCCUAUUAUUUUGGCACAGAAGCUGAACAAUGAGAUAGUUCACGAAAUAUUGAAUGAAACAGACUGUUAUUUGGACAUACAAUCACGUGUGCUCAAUCGGCGCCAUCGUGCUACUCAGUGGACCAAGGGAACUGUUGUCGAAGUGAUCGGAAGGACUGUCAACGAUAUCGAACGUUGCAACAGUCUGAUUGCUAAAGCAGUCCCUUUUUAUGCCUCACGAAGACUGAUCCACGAGAUGGAACAAAACGGUAUUGGUCCCAGAUUCCAUUCAUCAAAAACUUCAACAUUUAUUGACACAGAUUUCUCAUUCUCUACUCAGGACUUGACAGUGAAACAAGGAAUUAGUGGUGCUUCCCAAUUAAUAGAUACCAAGGUUAGUCAAAGUAAAACUGAAGUGGGAGAUUUUGAACCGCAACACUCCGAAGCGCCCAAAACCUGUUCACCGGAGACUAAAAAUUGCGCCAGCACCCAUGGUGACAGUAGAAAUGAAAAUGAAACAUGCGAAGAGAACGGUAGCACGGCGCUAACCUUGGCAGUACCAGAUAUCAGGCAAGAUCAAAACGAGCACAAUGUGAACAUUGUAGGUCCUUACAAACAUUAUACAUUGGCUUUGGACCCACCGUCGAUGAAACCAUAUGGACAGCCUGCAACUAGUGCUCUAGGGGGGUGUACCAGGCAUUCAGGCCUAUCACUGAAUGACAUACAUGAAUACAAACGUAUUGAAAGUUCUUACUUGAAAGAUGGCACGCCAAACGAAGAAAUUGGUAUGCUGAAACAUAAUAGGGGAAUCUUAACACGAAGUAAAGGAUUACAAAAUGCGCGAGGCAAAUCGGUGUCCAAGAUAGCCCUAUCUAGAUUAUCUUACUCAUCGCGGAAAGCAAGGACUGGUGGACGAAACCAGUCGCACGAUGAUCCUAAUCGAGGUAAAUAUGUCACUGUAACAGGUGGCAGGUCUGGUCAGCGAGUUCUUUCCUCUGCCACUGAGCCGUCAGCCAUUUUGCCAACCAUGCGCCUAUCGCAUACACUGACCCGUACCAAACUGUCUUUUCCCCGAGCCGGACUCAGUAUCCAGUUUAGGGAUAGACAGGAGGCUACAAGCAGAUGUAUAUCUUCCCGAAAUAUUGAGUUAACAAGAUCUGGUGAGGCAAACUCCCAUCAUGCUGUGAUCUUAUGCUCGAGAAAAGCUACUCCGCCACUAGUUAGCAUACAGAAUACAAUAGAAGAUAUAGCAAGUAGGAAUGCUGAUGCAAACUUCUUAAGCCAUACGGAUACAAAAUUAAACUUUGCCUUGGCUAGCGGACCAAGUCCAGUAAGCGAUGGAACAGCACGCACGAUUCCAACCUCAGUUAUGCCUUGCAAUCAUACAUUAACACAAGAGGCAAUACCUGGACCGAUUUCGGAUUCACAGGAAUGCAGCUUCGGUGCCAGUUCGCGCGGCAGAAAGUCUUCCGUGACUCCCACGGGUCGCCGGUCCGGGAUGCAAUCGAUUCAGUGUGGCCGUAAGCAAGUCUCCUUCAUGGAGAAAUCCAUGCAACACUUUCCUUCACAUUCGGACGCGACCAGUAAAGCUAACACGAUGGAGCGUGCAGCAUCGAGUUUCGUUUCGGUGCAGGGUCUGCUUGAGGGGCCCAGUCGCAAAUCGGCCGAGGAUAACAGCCCCAAUACUCGGUCAAAUGCCCGCUCAACGCAUGAGUUCAUCCAAGCUGAACAUGUGGUCGACAUUUCCUUUGCUAAAUUAAUGCCUGAAUUCAGUUGUGCGAACAUUCCAGGCCUUAGUGUGGCGCCGCAUUACCAACCACUAUCCAGCACCAUGCGUCGUCUUCAGUUAGCCUCGGUGAACAACAUUCCAGAGCACAGUGUGGUUAUUGACAGGUACUCACUGAGAGAUGAACUCCACCCAUUAGGCUCCGAUCACGAUUUCACUUCCACGCAUGCAUUAAGCGAGGGUUAUUUGCAACAACCAGCCAAAAUGGUGCAAGUCGACUUCAGUCUAUCCGGCCUACUGUCACAGCGAAGGUUGAUAAGCCGGGGAGAGAACAGACGCAGUCACUCUAUGUCUCGGACUGAACCCUGUGGGGUACGUAUCGGCGCUAGAUAUGCUGCUCCGCCGACGCGAACACCAUACAGACAACAGUUAAAAGUGGAACCGAUUCAGCCAAGAAAACAACAACAACAACAACAACUGCGACAACGACAGCAACAGAAUCAACGUCAAUUGCUAAAACUUCAAAGGGGCCGGCCUCAGGUUAAAUCAUUCCAUAAACCAAAAGCGGUUGAACAAAGCGCGCUUCUCACUAGCAAGAGGAAAGCAACCAUUAAAAAGUCACAUUCCGUGCAUUGGAUGAGUGAAGGGAAGAGUUACGUCGACAUACCACUCACCCGCAGUGAAUCUAGAGACAGCCAUGCUGUCCGAACAGCACGCAGUCAAUUUCGCACAAUACUGGCAUCACCCAGAAGCGAAGCAGUUGCUAAGACCUCGCGUGUAAGUGUUGUGAGAACCACAUCGAUGACAAAUACUGUGCAAAAGUCUAUGGUUGUGCAUCGGAAAUUUAGUAGCACGAUGUGGCAGAAACCUUCGGACGUACUGACUGAAGAUGGGAAGAAGGUUUGGUCGAGGAGCGGUAAAGUUGGACCGCAAAGCCACGGUGAUAGACCGGGAUCAGUCACUUCUCCACGAAUGGAAUGGUGGAUUUCGCAUAAGAAAGACCAGGCUGAGUUUGAUUCCCCCGACCCAAACUUACCUUGUGAAGUACCUGGUUUGAUAGAACCCACCACUUUGCUUCUCAGUUCUCAGUUUGCUGCAACCACCACUGCAAGUGACGAUACGAUUAAACCCGGUCCCUUAUCACAAGAGCCGGUGGCCGUACCUUGCGCCAGAGAGGCAGUGACCACUGAAGUGGACCAACCAGUUCUUGACCAGCAUUCAAUGGUAGCUGACACGGAGCAACCCCUUGAGAUGAAUGUGUUCAAGAAUGUCCAAUCACCCAUGCAACGUCAGAAAUUGGCAGAAAAACUGAACAAAAAAUCAUUAACACCUUCCAAAUUACCACGACCGAGGACUUCUUCCGUAUUGCUUGCCAAAGCUCGUGGUUCCAAAGACACACCCGAUCACUAUGCAUCAGAGUCCAGUGAUGCGGAACACAGUGUAAGAAGAGAUACUGCGUUGGUGUUCAGCCCGUUUGUACCUAACUUGCUUCCGCCGUCAGUAGAUCCGACACCUUCUACCUCCGUGGACGUUUACAUGGGCUUGAGAUCCCACAACAGUCCCCUGGCCUACGACAGUAAUGGCGACAUUCCCGAAUCAUUAGCCGCUUCAAGAAGCAGCGUACUUUCCUCACCAAUCAGCGGUUUAUCCGAUGGCUGCUCCACUCUUGAGACUCCAUGUCCUUUGCACGAACAAGGAGUGGUGGUUACCAGCUUAAUCACGAAAAUAAAGGAAGACCAAGAAGUAGUGCGUAAAAGUGGUAGAGAUCCCACCUCUCCAAUCACAUUACAGCAGCACAUAUCGGGCACUGAAGCACCUCGCGCAAAUGAGCUGGAGAAUAAUACCAGUGUAUGUCAAGAAAGUAGUAGCUCCGAGUGGGAACAAGCCAGAAAGCGGGUGCGUCGUCAACCGCUACUGAUCGUUCGCAUUUUGGGGAGGUGUGCGCCAUGGUUUGGAUGCCCUAAACCGGUGUAAGAGGUAAGCUUCCGGAGGUGGUGGAAAGCAUGGUCAGGGUUAUACAAAAUCUGGAACGUCAGGAUGAGGUCACCCGUAGACGGCGAUAACUUCCGCUGUACACUCCCACGGCUUUCAGUCGCUUAUGGUAUUGCAGGUGGGACAAACCCUUCGCAUUGUUUGUUGCCCGUCGCAGUGCGAUCUCCAGUGGCACGAGGUCGCGUUUUAACCAGGGUUGCCAAGCCUGGAUCUCGUACUCUACAUGGGGCCUCAAAUACGCAUUGAGCAUUUGGGGAAGAUGGAGGAUCGAACAGCCCGAAGGCCCUUUGUAACAGACCAAGAUUUUGGUUCGCGGUUUUGGACGCCUUCAUGGACUACGCCGAACAGCCUAGAUCAUGUUGUAUCCCCACCUCAACACCCCAAGACGCAGAAACUUCCAGAACAGACAGUCAUCCACACGCUUUUCCGAGCAUUUGAAAAAUUAUAUGAUCUGGAAAUUAUUUUAAACAUCACUCAGUUAGUUACAUGUGAUAUUUCUUGGUCCUGAGUGAUGGCAGACUAUGGAACAAAAAAGCAGAUUGUAUUCUGAUUAAUCACAUGUGUCUGUCCAUGUACCUUAGCUGAACGCGUGAGACCUUUCGGUAAGAGGCGCACUGUUGAAAGCGCUCUCACCAGUCGAUAAUAAAACCGCAUUUAUUUUGUUC